GUUUAUAGUACAAAAAGGUCCAAAAGACAGUCAUUAGCGCUGAGCUCUCUGCGAAUUCCUUCAAGGAACGUCCGCGAACCACUUGUGCGUCAAAGCCUGAGAAGCUGUGAUGCGUCGUUUUGGAUCCGUACUCAUCAUCUUCAUCAAAAGAUCAGUUCAAUAGAGUGAUUUAGCCGACUUCACGCGUGCACACGUGAUGGCGCACCUAAAGUGCUGCGCCUCCUCCCUGAUCUUUGCGACGGACACGCAUCGACUCCACGACUACACCCCAACUUUGAUGACGGUGCAUGGGUAUACACAUGCUACCAAACUUCAGAAUCGCAUAUUGUUCUCUUCACUGAACACUGUCCAGCUGCUCAGACCCGCAUUGCGUUCCCCUCAGCUGCUCCGCAACCCCACAUUAGCCACUAUGCCGCCCAAGGCAACACCGCCCGAGUUCCCCGUACAAGCGUUUCCUACGUCUACAGAUUUCGAAACCUACCUCGAGCGCGAACAUGCCACGGCUCCCGGCCUCUACGUGAAGCUCGCCAAAAAGAACUCUGGCAUACCCUCAAUAACCGCAGCGGAGGCCGUCGAAGUCGCGCUAUGCUAUGGCUGGAUUGAUGGUCGCGCCAACGCUUGCGAUGAGACCUGGUGGACGAUACGCUACACACCACGGAGAGCAAACAGUAUGUGGUCUCAGAAGAACGUGGGGACGGUGGCACGUCUUAUUGAGACCGGCCGAAUGCGUCCUGCUGGCCUGGCAGCCGUGGAUGCUGCGAAGACAGACGGACGAUGGGAUCGGGCGUAUGCAGGGUCCGCUAUGAUCGUAGUGCCUGAGGAUCUCAAGAAUGCGCUUGCUCUGGUACCUGCUGCGGAAGCUCACUGGGAAAGCAUGAACAAAAGCGGUCGAUAUACGGCGUUGCUGAAGGUAGAGACCGGCACAAAGGCUGGGAGACCAAAAAGAAUAGAGAGCAUAGUUCAAGUACUGGCGACAGGGAGACGCUCAAGUUGUGGUACUACAGCAGACAGGACUGCUCGAAAGGUUGCCAAGAGGACUGAAAAGACCAGCGCGAACGCUGAACCCUGCGUGCAGAAAAUAGCUCCUCCUCCCCAUCGAGCAGGACUGCGACGACGUAAAGCCUAAAGACACCUGGCUAUGCUCAUCGUGUACAGUAAUCGCCGAAUCAUGCGGUCACAACAUGGCGGUGCCAAAAAGAAGGACUUUUUGCCAAAAACAUACAACAGCGGGGAUUCGCUAGUGGUCACCCACCUAACUACUAAUCCGCCGGUACACUGCUUGUAUAUGGCUG
Molecule: messenger RNA, 1292 nt
Organism: Alternaria rosae
Lineage: Eukaryota; Fungi; Ascomycota; Dothideomycetes; Pleosporales; Pleosporaceae
Exons: 1
Coding region: 197-1126 (309 amino acids)
Source: RefSeq, a predicted model, not a curated record